This is a messenger RNA of Lipotes vexillifer (Yangtze River dolphin), 2115 nucleotides long. It is a transcript of the gene TMC7, whose product is annotated as transmembrane channel like 7. Bases 265 to 2115 code for a protein of 616 amino acids. NCBI's taxonomy places the organism in Eukaryota, Metazoa, Chordata, Mammalia, Artiodactyla, Lipotidae. The record is from RefSeq and is a predicted model, not a curated record. Gene Ontology annotation, molecular function: mechanosensitive monoatomic ion channel activity. Gene Ontology annotation, cellular component: plasma membrane. The transcript is spliced from 15 exons.
GAGAGCCUCUCUUUGGACUCCAGUUGCUUUUCUUCUCCACCUGUGACUUUCCUUCAAGAAUUGCCAAGCUACCGGUCUAUUGCUCGUAAGAGGACGACCAUCCUUUCCCGGGACAAGCAAAGUGGCACUUUGCUGAAGCCAACAGACUCUUACAGCUCCCAGUUGGAGGGAGAAAUCACUGAAAACCUUGACAACCAAUCCAUUCGGAAAUAUGCACUGAACAUCUCUGAGAAGCGGAGACUAAGGGACAUUCAGGAGACCCAAAUGCAGUACUUAUCUGAGUGGGACCAGUGGAAACGGUAUAGCAGCAAGUCUUGGGAGAGGUUCAUAGAGAAGGCUCGCGAGAUGACAACCCACCUGGAGCUGUGGCGGGAGGACAUUCGCAGCAUAGAAGGAAAAUUUGGCACUGGAAUUCAGUCCUACUUCUCCUUCUUACGGUUUCUGGUAUUGCUGAAUUUGGUGAUAUUUCUGAUCAUCUUUAUGCUGGUUUUGCUCCCAGUCUUGCUCACCAGAUACAAGAUCACCAACAGCAGUUUUGUGCUCAUUCCAUCCACAGGCGCGGAUAUUCAAUGCACAGUGUAUCCAAUAAGUAGUUCUGGACUCAUUUACUUUUACAGUUAUAUCAUAGACUUGCUUUCUGGCACUGGUUUCCUGGAGGAUACCUGCCUCUUUUAUGGACAUUACACCAUUGACGGGGUGAAAUUUCAGAACUUCAUCUAUGAUCUGCCUCUGGCUUAUGUGUUAAGCACAGUUGCCUACCUGGCCCUGAGCCUUCUUUGGAUAGUGAAAAGGUCGGUGGAAGGGUUCAAAAGUAAUCUGAUCCGGAGCGAGGAGCACUUCCAGAGUUACUGCAACAAGAUCUUUGCGGGCUGGGAUUUCUGCAUCACCAACCGCAGCAUGGCGGACCUGAAGCACAGCAGCCUGCGCUACGAGCUCCGAGCAGAUCUGGAGGAAGAAAGAAUACGGCAGAAAAUAGCAGAAAGGACCUCAGAAGAAACGAUACGGAUUUACUCUUUGAGACUGUUUUUGAACUGUAUCGUGCUGGCCGUUUUAGCGGCAUGCUUUUAUGCAAUCUAUAGGGCGACUAUAUUCUCUCAAGAACACAUGAAAAGAGAAAUUGACAAGAUGGUUUUUGGAGAGAACCUCCUGAUAUUGUACCUGCCUUCUAUUGUGAUCACGCUGGCCAAUUUUAUCACCCCAAUAAUCUUUGCCAAGAUCAUCCACUAUGAGGAUUAUUCCCCAGGCUUUGAGAUCCGGCUGACAAUCCUUAGGUGUGUUUUUAUGCGGCUGGCCACCAUCUGUGUGUUGGUGUUCACUCUGGACUCCAAAAUUACAUCCUGCGAUAACUACCCAUGUGAGCUCUGUGGCUAUAACCAGAAACUCUACCCGUGCUGGGAGACCCAAGUUGGGCAGGAAAUGUACAAGCUGAUGAUCUUUGACCUCAUCAUCAUCUUGGCUGUGACACUUUUUGUGGAUUUUCCUAGAAAGAUCCUGGUGACCUACUGUUCCUCUUGGAAGCUGUUUCAGUGCUUGGGACAGCAGGAGUUUUCUAUCCCUGAUAAUGUUCUAGGGAUCGUUUAUGGGCAAACCAUUUGCUGGAUUGGAGCCUUCUACUCACCCCUUCUUCCUGCAGUUGCAACCUUGAAGUUCAUUGUCAUCUUUUACGUGAAAGAGAUAAGUCUUCUUUAUACCUGCAGACCCUCUCCGAGGCAGUUCAGAGCAUCUAAUUCUAAUUUCUUCUACCUGUUGGUGUUGCUGAUUGGGCUGUGCUUGGCAAUAAUACCUCUUACAAUCAGCAUUGCACGCAUCCCUUCCUCCAAAGCCUGUGGGCCCUUCACCAACUUCAACACCACCUGGGAGGUGGUCCCCAAGAUGGUGAGCACCUUCCCCAGCUCGCUGCAGUCUCUGGUCCAUGGCAUCACGUCGGAAGCCUUCGCAGUGCCUUUCUUCUUGAUCCUCUGCCUCGUUAUGUUUUACUUCAUCGCCCUAGCAGGAGCGCACAAGCGGGUGGUGGUCCAGCUCCGAGAGCAGCUGUCCCUGGAAAGUCGUGACAAGCGUUACCUAAUCCAGAAACUAACAGAAGCCCAGAGGGAUAUGAGGAACUGGCUAGACUGA